CGAUGUUAACCGGUAGGACGGUGCUAAUUUUAUAGCGUUUGCCACGUCAUGGUCGACGGAGAAGAUACUUGUCAUCAUCUCGCUACAUGAACACGUCGUCCGUUGCGCGGUAUAUCGCUGCGGUGCUGUCGUAUUUUCGGUGGGCUAUCGCCGCAGCCGUCGCUUGGGUCUUGAGCGCGCGCCACGCGGCCAAUGCCGCCGAGACCCCCGACCACUGUGUUGCCCGUGUAUCGCUGCUCCAAAGCAAUGGCGUCGGUCGCUCGUCCGAUUCGAUUGUUGUGGACGAGAUCGACGACUCGGAAGAUACGCUGGCCGGGAAUCAGGAGGAAGACGUUCUGGAAUUGGCCCCACGUUCCAUCCACGACCACUGCGUCGUGCCUGUCAAGGAAGCAAGCGACGACCGGAAGAGCGUCGAAGACCCAGCGAUGACACCCGAGACCAGCGAUGACGUCUUGCAGUACAUUGAAAGCUACAUGACGUGGCUCAACACGCGCCGAGCGUCGAUCAAACCACUCCCAUCGGCUCCGAACGAUGAAUUCCUUGCGUGGUUGAGCCAGAACGAGGAAGCCGAGAUGACGUCCUCGAGCAACCAAGAGGAACAUCUUAGCGACGUGCCGCUCGAGCCCAAGCAAGCCCCAAAGCCAAGCUACCGCGUGUUUCGACGCUUGUAUAUUCGCUCGAAAUAUUAACAAAUCACAUUGCAUAUGUAUCGCA
Molecule: messenger RNA, 714 nt
Organism: Saprolegnia diclina VS20
Lineage: Eukaryota; Oomycota; Saprolegniomycetes; Saprolegniales; Saprolegniaceae
Exons: 1
Coding region: 87-689 (200 amino acids)
Source: RefSeq, a predicted model, not a curated record